GUAAACGGUUUCUGGAUUUCUCGUUGGAUUUUGGCCUUUGGACUUCACAAUGCUGAAGGAAACGCUGAGGCUGCUCUUCGUCUGGGCUGUUCUGGAGUCAGUUUGCUCACGCGGAUGUUCCUCAUUUUUCUGCCGCAAAACACGUCGGGUGAGCGGUUCGCGUUUUGGAGCUGACCCGGGCAAACCACUGAUGCUCACCCCUUAUCUGGAGCAAGGCAAGAUAGAAGAAGCCAAAAAACUGAGUUUGGUGGGUCCCCUUCCUGGUGCCAAUGUCAAGAGUUACUCUGGAUAUCUCACUGUGAACAAGACCUACAACAGCAACCUUUUCUUCUGGUUCUUCCCUGCCCAGGAGAGACCAGAGACUGCUCCGGUUCUGCUGUGGCUGCAAGGAGGACCAGGAGGAACCUCUAUGUUUGGCUUGUUUGUGGAGCACGGCCCAUAUUUUGUAUAUAAGAAUCUCACAUUGGGCUAUAGGCAUUUCCCCUGGACAUCACGCUAUUCAGUUCUCUACAUUGACAACCCGGUUGGGACAGGAUGGAGUUUCACUGAGGAUGACCGAGGGUUUGCCCAAAACCAGGAUGAUGUGGGCAGAGACUUGUAUAGUGCCCUGACUCAAUUCUUCCAGAUAUUUAGGGAGUUCCAGUCAAAUCCGUUUUAUGCUACUGGCGAGUCAUAUGCAGGAAAGUAUGUUCCAGCGAUUGGCUACUACAUCCACAGGAACAAUCCCUCCGCUAAAGUGAAGAUCAAUUUUAAAGGAGUGGCCAUUGGAGAUGGAUUGUGUGACCCUGAACUGAUGCUGGGAGGCUAUGCAGAUUUUCUCUAUCAGACGGGUCUGGUGGAUGAACUGCAGAGGCAGCAUGUGAAGAUGCAGACAGAUGCAGGAGUCAAACUGAUUCAGGAGCAGCGAUGGGUGGAGGCCUUCCAGGUGUUUGACAGCUUACUGAAUGGGGAUCUUGUUCCUUAUCCUUCAUACUUCCAGAACGUCACUGGUUGCACCAACUACUUCAACUACAUGCAGUGUCAGGAACCUCCAGAUCAGGAGUAUUUUUCUUCAUUCGUGACUCUACCAGAGGUUCGACGCUCCAUCCAUGUUGGGAAUCUGACCUUCAACGAUGGCUCAGAUGUGGAGAAACAUCUGCUUCAGGAUGUCAUGAAGUCCAUCAAACCCUGGUUGGGCGUCCUGAUGGAGAACUAUAGAGUGUUAAUCUACAGUGGUCAGCUGGAUGUGAUCGUUGCGGCCCCUCUUACUGAGCGCUUCUUGCCCACCGUGAGCUGGUCUGGAGCAGACGAGUAUAAGACCGCAGAGCGAUUCCCCUGGAAGGUUCAGCCCAGCGACACUGAAGUCGCAGGAUACGUUCGACAAGUCAGAGAGUUCUUUCAGGUUAUUGUCAGGGGAGGCGGGCACAUUUUACCUUAUGACCAACCAGAGAGAUCAUUCGACAUGAUAGACAGAUUCCUCUCUACAGAUGGAUUUACAUCUCACUGAUAGACUGAGAUCAAACAUGAAAUGUGACCAGUGAAUGAAUCCGUGUUCACUAGCGUAAUGUAUAUUUCAAUGCGAUAUACCGUGCUCUUAUGAAGGCACUGUAAUGGUUUAUAUUUUUUAUUAGGCUCUGUUAAGUGUAAGGGCUGUUUUAUUGUACAUGAUUUGAAGAUGAUUUUUGAUUAAAGUAUGAUUUGAAUUUAA
Danio rerio (zebrafish) is the source of this 1687-nucleotide messenger RNA. RefSeq names its product carboxypeptidase vitellogenic like (gene cpvl). NCBI's taxonomy places the organism in Eukaryota, Metazoa, Chordata, Actinopteri, Cypriniformes, Danionidae. Gene Ontology annotation, biological process: proteolysis. Gene Ontology annotation, molecular function: serine-type carboxypeptidase activity. The record is from RefSeq and is marked provisional.